UGAUGGAGGAGAGUGAAGAGCAGAAAACUCAUCACGGCAAAAACAGUGAUAACAUUCGCUCACAGACCGAAAGAGUUUCUGUACUGAAAAGAAGAAACAAGAAAAGUUGCACCUGCACUCAGUGUGGAAAGAGUUUGUCAAACAACUUUACUCUCAGUGUUCACAUGAGGAUCCACACUGGAGAGAAACCGUUCACAUGUGAUCAGUGCGAGAAGAGCUUCACAGAUUUAGGAAGUCUGAGGAAUCACAAGAACAUCCACACCAGAGAGAAACUGCAUGAAUGUGAUCAAUGUGGAAAAACAUUUGUACGAGCUUCACACCUGAAGAAUCACCUGAAAGUUCAUUCAAAAGAGAAACCACAUUCAUGUUCUUUAUGUGGAAAGAGCUUUUCAGAACUGAGGAAUUUAAAACUUCAUCAGACGAUACACACUGGUGUGAGAGAUCAUAUGUGCUUUGAGUGUGACAAGACUUUUAUUACAACUCAACAUUUAAAACUGCACCAGAGGAUCCACACUGGAGAGAAACCUUACAAGUGUUCAUACUGCGACAAGAGAUUCAGUCGGUCAGGAGACCUGAAAUCACACGAGAGGAUUCACACUGGAGAGAAACCGUACAAGUGUGAUCAUUGUGGGAAGAGUUUCGCACACAACGGAAAUUUUAAGAAACACGUGAACAUCCACACUGGAGAGAAGCUGCACCCAUGUGAUCUGUGUGAAAAAACAUUUCUAAGAGCUUCACACCUGAAGAGUCACCUGAAAGUCCAUUCAAAGUAGGAACCACAUUCAUGUUCUUUGUGUGGAGAGAGUUUUACUCGUCUUCAGAGUUUAAAAGUUCAUCAGAAGAGACACUGGUGUGAGAGAUCAUAUGUGCUUUGAGUGUGAGAAGACUUUUAUUACAAAUCAACAUUUAAAACUGCACCAGAGGAUCCACACUGUUUCACACAAACAUCUACUACACAAACACACUAAACACAUUCAGAGUAAAUCAUCUUCAGAUCCAGCACAAGUUAAAAACUUUAUUAAUCCCACAAGUGACUGUUAGCAUAGUAGCAUCAUAUAACAAACACAAGAUAUCACAUAGAAAUACA
Molecule: messenger RNA, 1087 nt
Organism: Carassius auratus (goldfish)
Lineage: Eukaryota; Metazoa; Chordata; Actinopteri; Cypriniformes; Cyprinidae
Product: gastrula zinc finger protein XlCGF7.1-like
Exons: 1
Coding region: 3-773 (256 amino acids)
Biological process (GO): regulation of transcription by RNA polymerase II
Cellular component (GO): PcG protein complex; transcription regulator complex; chromatin
Molecular function (GO): RNA polymerase II cis-regulatory region sequence-specific DNA binding; DNA-binding transcription factor activity, RNA polymerase II-specific
Source: RefSeq, a predicted model, not a curated record